AUGACCACAAAGGCAGCGCACUUGGAAGUGGUAUCUGAAUUAACAACGAACGCAUUUUUAGGAGCAUUAAAAAGAUUGAUCAGUCGUAGAGGCAAACCAACUGACAUUUUCUCAGACAACGGGACUAAUUUCGUAGGCGCCAAUCGAGAAUUGGAAGAGCUGAGACAAAUGUUCAAGCAGCAAGAGUGCAAACGCAAAAUCAUAGAUGAGACUUCAGCAAUUGGUAUCUCUUGGCAUUUCAUUCCACCUCGUGCUCCACAUUUUGGCGGGCUGUGGGAGUCUGCAGUCAAAUCAUUCAAAAGGCAUUUUUACAAAGUCUCUCGAGAAGCAGCGAUGACCUUCGAAGAAGCUUCAACGUUGACAGCACAGAUAGAAGCCAUAUUGAACUCCAGACCGCUCACAGCUAUAUCAGAAGACCCAACGAUUUGA
This is a messenger RNA of Cyphomyrmex costatus, 429 nucleotides long. RefSeq lists its product as uncharacterized. The record is from RefSeq and is a predicted model, not a curated record. Bases 1 to 429 code for a protein of 142 amino acids. The transcript has a single exon. Lineage: Eukaryota; Metazoa; Arthropoda; Insecta; Hymenoptera; Formicidae. Gene Ontology annotation, molecular function: nucleic acid binding. Gene Ontology annotation, biological process: DNA integration.